Molecule: messenger RNA, 2704 nt
Organism: Sardina pilchardus (European sardine)
Lineage: Eukaryota; Metazoa; Chordata; Actinopteri; Clupeiformes; Clupeidae
Exons: 19
Coding region: 189-1631 (480 amino acids)
Biological process (GO): positive regulation of T cell proliferation; cell surface receptor signaling pathway; cellular response to lipopolysaccharide
Cellular component (GO): external side of plasma membrane
Source: RefSeq, a predicted model, not a curated record
UUAUUCUAUAGAGCUGUAUAGGCGACAAGCCAAAUAGUCUAAUCUAGCGAGUGGACCAUCACAAACACGAUGAUGAAAAUGAUGUGCAACCGAAGUUACUGAUGAGGAUGAUAGCGUGUUAGAUAUAGCCUAUACCCGAGUAUGUAACGUGAGCUUUGUCUACAUUUCAUCACUACAGGUACCUCAAGAUGAUGACCUCCAUCAGCUUGCUGAUUGUACUUGUUGCUGCUGAAGGCUUCCCUGUACAGGGUCCCCUUGGUCCUGUAGUUGCUCCCUUGGGAGGUUCUGUUCUGCUGCCCUGUUCUGUGGAGACCCCCUUACCUCUGGAGGAGCUGGAGGUGGAGUGGAGAAGACCAAACUCAAAUACCAUGGUGCACCUGUUCAAAGACAAGAAAAGUAGACCAGAGGCACAGAAUGCUGCUUAUGAGGGCAGAGCCCACUUCUUUACUGGGGAGUUUGCCAAAGGAAACUACUCUCUGUGGCUCACAAACACAACAGUGAGUGAUGCAGGGCCCUACAAAUGCCUGGUGUAUUCUUAUGACCAGCAAAAUGAAACACAAAUGGAAAUACAAGAAUUUGGUCGACAAUCCUCAAAAAUGAUCUUUGCUGUUGUGACGAUGGUUUCUGGCGCUCUUGCUGCACUCCUAAGUUGUAUAUUUCGGCGCAUGUUGUGCAAAGGGAAAUCAGCUGUUUUACUCCAUUCUUGUCACAUCAUAAUCCCAAACAUCCUAUUGUUUAUCGGAAUUACGUGUGCAGGCACAGAUCAAUUUGAAACCUACACCUCACCGGCAUUCACUGGUUAUGAUAUACAAACAGGUCUUAUCAUUAAACAUACAAUUUCAAUGUCUACAAUUAACCUACUGAGAAUCCUGCUGCUUUUCAAAGUGUGCCCACAUUUGAACAUAUUUCCUGUCGGACGGACAGUGAGGCGGACAGCAUCCAUCUUCUGCAUGCCAGUUGUGAAUUUAGUAUUUGGGAUCGUUUCAUCUAUUGGCCUGUGCACCACAGUGAAGCAUGGUUGUGUGUAUUUGUUACUUAAUGUGCUACCUGUGAUUGCUGUUGGAUUGCAAGCCUUCCAUUUGAUCGAAGAUCUAUAUUCACCACCAGCCUCAACAUCUCCCUCAUUCAUUUCCAUGAUAUACAUCUUGCAGACCUCUUUAAUAUUUUUCCAUGCAUGGUACCUCUGGGCGUUCCAAGUGCUUGGAGGCACUGUGGUGACUGACACUAUGUUCAUAUUCUUCCUGUCUUUUGCUUGCAUUUCCCAACAUAAAAGUACCCAAACAGUGAAGAAUCAGGUCCUUAUUUAUGAGAUUGGCGCUUCAGUUCUACCCAUUUUCAAUGGCAUUUUCCUCAGUUAUGUUGCUUUGGAAAUAUCAAUGAUACAUGCCCUGAAUGAUCCUUUCCUUUCAAAUCCACAUGUCAUUGUCAUUCCGGUAGAGUCUCUUUUUCUCAUGUUGUGGAUAUGCUUUCAGGCAUUCGCUAAAGAGCAGCCAUCGUGCAUAACCAGGGAGGAGCGCGUGCUCUUGCAGAUUCUCCGUCAGCAUGAACUACACAGAUUACCGGAUAUCAGCGAUAAUGAAUCAGACACAAAUGAGGUGGUAGAUGACACAGCAGAAGGCUCAGAGAGGUGACAGGGAUGCCUUGCAAUCCAAUGAGGGUGCAACAGCAAGCAGUUUUGUUAACUGAAUGUUUCUCAAUAUGUGUUGGCCUGUUUUACAGUAAGUAUUGUAUACAUUGUUGUAUACAAUUAAUAGAUAACAACACAGUAAACUAAUGUAUGUUAUAAAAGAUUAUUUAAGAAUCACAUUUAAGGUAAUACUAGUCAGUAGAUGGGUACUCUGUAUUCUUUGGGUAAAUGUAUGUAGCAGGGUGAACUGAUUGUUUAUGGUAAUUGCCUCAUUCCCCUUGCCCCUCCCCUGUCCUCACAAGUCUGAGCCCUGGGCACUGGCUGACUGCCACCCCAGUUUCUUUCUCCAGCCAGGUUGGCUAUUUGUUUGCCACUGUGAUAAAUUGGUGCAAUUACAGUAGUGGCAGUGGCAUUCUUUUGGAUUCACUCGCCUGUGCACUGGAUCCCUGUAGAUCCGUAAAGGACUGCUGGCCACAAACUGCUAUAGGGUAACUGCUGACUGGUUGUCAACAUUCUAUUUGACCUAGAGAUGGUCUGAACAUCGGGUGGCAGCCAACAUACGAGGCUGUUCUGUUUCUGUUUUUUAUUUCAUAUUGCCCUAUAUGGUCAUGCCUCCAUUCAUGUGACGUCUGUCUGUUCUCCCUAUGCUUGGGCAACUCGGGCAGUCGUUCUGUCAAUGAGGCUGGUUUGGGCGGCUCGAGUCUCUCCCUGUUUGGCCCUGCUGUUCCGAAGGUAUGAGCUGUACAGCGGAGGCCGAGACCUGUGGCACCAUCUAGACUCCUUUGUGUUCAGUCUAUUCUGUGUUUAUUCUUUGUUAUUUUCAUUCAGUGCAUUGUAUUUGUUUUUCUGUUCUGUGCUUAGGCUAAAUGGGGAACUCCCUUUAAGGUGUUUACUGUGUGCUGUGCCAUGCCUAGUGACUUGUACUGUAAAUUCACGCAGCUUGGUGUCUUUUGGGUCUUUUGUGGAGCACUCUGACUUGCCUCUGGGUUGGGGAUGCUGCAUCCCUCUCCUAAAUUCCCUGAAACAAGCUUAAGCCCUGAGAAGACUUUUCUUGUUUAAUAAAGUAUAUUUUGUAAA